Gadus morhua (Atlantic cod) is the source of this 2312-nucleotide messenger RNA. RefSeq names its product cytohesin-1. The transcript is spliced from 12 exons. Gene Ontology annotation, molecular function: guanyl-nucleotide exchange factor activity. Bases 171 to 1442 code for a protein of 423 amino acids. The record is from RefSeq and is a predicted model, not a curated record. NCBI's taxonomy places the organism in Eukaryota, Metazoa, Chordata, Actinopteri, Gadiformes, Gadidae. Gene Ontology annotation, biological process: regulation of ARF protein signal transduction.
UUUCAGAAUCAGUCGGAGCUGGGUGAGAAGGGGAGGGCAGACGACUCUCAAACAACGCCUGCCCUGGUGAAGCCGGGGACGACGGUAGACUCAGGAGCCCGGGGGUCCGCGGGGUAGAGUCGAGCUCGGGUUCAGUGUGGAAAGUCGAGCCCGGCGGCACGGAAGCUCUCAUGAUGGGGACCGUCAGUGAGCUCUGUGCCUCCACGUUCCAGGCUCUACUCUGUCCCCCCGUCCAGCCAGCAGCCCCUCCUGUGCCGGCACCAGCUACAGUGCCGAAUGACCUCAGCCCUGAAGAGAGGCGGGACCUGGAGAGCAUCCGACGCAGGAAGCAAGAGCUGAUGCAAGACAUACAACGUCUGAAGGAUGAGAUUGCAGAGGUGACCUGUGAGAUCGAGGACCUGGGACUCACCCAAGAAAGAAAGAACAUGCAGAGGAAUAAACAGAUGGCCAUGGGCCGUAAGAAGUUCAAUAUGGACCCAAAGAAGGGGAUCAGGUUCUUGAUUGACAGCGCCCUCCUGAAGAACACGUGUGAUGAUAUUGCCCAGUUCCUGUACAAGGGGGAGGGGCUUAACAAGACUGCCAUAGGAGACUACCUGGGGGAGAGAGAUGAGUUCAACCUCCAGGUCCUGCAUGCCUUCGUGCAGCUCCAUGAGUUCACGGACCUCAACCUGGUGCAGGCCCUCAGGCAGUUCCUGUGGAGCUUCCGUCUGCCCGGCGAGGCCCAGAAGAUCGACCGCAUGAUGGAGGCCUUCGCCCAGCGCUACUGCCACUGCAACGCCGGCGUCUUCCAGAGCACAGACACGUGCUACGUGCUGUCGUUCGCUGUGAUCAUGCUGAACACCAGCCUGCACAACCCCAACGUGAAGGACAAGCCUUCCGUGCAGAGGUUCACCGCCAUGAACCGAGGCAUCAAUGACGGCGGAGACCUCCCAGAAGACCUGCUCAGGAACCUCUACGACAGCAUCAAGAAUGAACCCUUCAAGAUUCCAGAAGAUGACGGGAAUGACCUCACUCACACCUUCUUCAACCCUGACCGGGAGGGGUGGCUGCUGAAGCUAGGGGGACGCGUGAAGACCUGGAAAAGACGCUGGUUCAUUCUCACCGACAACUGCCUCUACUACUUCGAAUACACCACAGAUAAGGAACCCAGAGGGAUCAUUCCCCUUGAGAACCUCAGCAUCAGAGAGGUGGAAGACUCGAAGAAACCGAACUGUUUUGAGCUCUACAUCCCGGACCAGAAGGACCAGGUGAUCAAGGCCUGCAAGACGGAGGCCGACGGCCGCGUCGUCGAGGGCAACCACACCUUCUACCGCAUCUCGGCCCCCACGACCGAGGAGAAGGACGAGUGGAUCACCAGCAUCAAAGCGGCCAUCAGCAAGGAUCCCUUUUACGAGAUGCUGGCGGCCCGGAAAAAGAAGGUGUCUUCCCUCAAGGGGCUGUAGCGUCUGCGUCGGAGCGACCACUGGUCUGUCCGUCCGUCCCAUGCUGUGGACAGUGCACUAUGAGGACCUAUAUGCCCACAGGGCCAUUUUGGAUGAGGGACACUGUCCUGUGUGGUUCAUAACAGGAACACUAUACCUAUACAGGGGUUAACCGUUGGACCUAGCCUAGAGACCGAGAGGAACGGCCUGCUGGCGCCAUUAUCUGCUCCCUCGCUCUCUCUCUCUCGCUCUCAUGCUAACUCUUUCUCUUUCUUCUAAAACACAUAAACAAGCAGAUCCCUAGAGCAAACUCCCUCCUCAAGCGUAAUUGUUACUUUUUCUGUCGAGACACAGAAUGAUCUACAAUCAAAGCACUUCCGGCAAACUUACACCUCCCUCUGCUCCUCUAACAUACAAAUUAGAGGACAAAAAAUAUUUUGAUAUUUUGCUAUUUAAGUGAUACUGCAGUUGAGCUCAACAGGAAUUCCCCCCAAUCCAUUUCAUGGUGUCACAAAAUGGCAGUUGUCAUUUCUUUGAUGGGACAUUUUUUAUACUAUUCUUUCUAAGCCUUUCCUCAUAUUCAAAUACAAUUUAUUUGAAAGCAAGGGCGACAAAAUGCUGGACAUUUAGGUUAUCCUACUAUAUUUCAUAUCUUUGAGCUACAUAAAAAAAAUAUCAUACUUUGUAAAUAAAGUGUUUACAUUAUUUAAAUAAGAAUGUCCUCAUUUACUUUUUUCCAAUUUCAACAUAAGAAUAUUUUGUUUGUAGUGGUAAGUUCUGCACUGUUUAUGCAAAUGAAGGAACUUGUUAGAUAGUAAAAUAUUUAUUUACAACGAUUUAUUGUAAGUUAUUGUUUUACAUUUUGUUUCAAUAAAGUGAUAUAAGAUUGGA